Messenger RNA from Phalacrocorax carbo (great cormorant), 8793 nucleotides. Lineage: Eukaryota; Metazoa; Chordata; Aves; Suliformes; Phalacrocoracidae. The record is from RefSeq and is a predicted model, not a curated record.
GCCUCCCCGCAGAGCCCGCGGCCGGUGCGGGGGGCUCUGCCGCCCGGUGACCCCCGGCGCCCGCGCGGACCCGCCUGGAGAGAGGACGGAAGAGGGAGCGAAAGGAGGGGGGAAAGAAAGGGGGUGGCAUACGGCCCUUUGGGAGGAUACUGGCAAAUAAGCAAAUUAAACAGAAAGAGAGCAGCGUGUUGUCAUAGCAACAGCGCAAUUAAAUUACUUUACUGUCAGCCAUCAUAUAAUUUUCCUGUUUAGAAGCUCAUGGGACGUAACUUCCAUUUGGAGUCAAAGUUGAGUGCGCGGCGUAGGUGGGCGAUGCCGGUGCCCCCGGACGCCGGCGAUACUCGCGUUUACCUUCUGGCCGCGCUGGACGCUGCGCUGAAAGCUGGGAAGCGGGACCGAUGAGUUGCUAUCUAAAUGGGUCCAGUCAUGCCUCCCAGUAAGAAGCCGGAGGGCUCAGGAAUUAGUGUUCCCAGCGGAUUGAGCCAACGUUACCAAGAUAGCGAUUUAUCAAAGGCACUUCACGAUGACGAGGACCUAGAUUUCUCUUUGCCUGCCAUCAGAUUAGAUAAAGGGGCCAUGGAAGAUGAAGAACUAACUAAUUUGAACUGGUUACACGAGAGCAAGAACUUACUGAAAAGCUUUGGGGACUCAGUGUUAAGGAGCGUUAGCCCUGUUCAGGACAUUGGUGAUGACACACCACCGUCUCCUGCCCACUCUGACAUGCCCUACGAUGCCAAGCAGAACCCCAACUGCAAACCUCCUUAUUCCUUUAGCUGCCUCAUAUUUAUGGCCAUUGAGGACUCGCCAACCAAAAGACUGCCUGUAAAGGAUAUAUACAACUGGAUCUUGGAACACUUUCCGUAUUUUGCAAAUGCACCCACUGGAUGGAAAAAUUCUGUGAGACAUAAUCUAUCCUUGAAUAAGUGUUUUAAGAAAGUGGACAAAGACAGAAGUCAGAGUAUUGGAAAGGGGUCCUUAUGGUGUAUAGACCCAGAAUAUAGACAAAAUCUUAUUCAGGCUUUGAAAAAGACACCCUAUCACCCAUAUUCGCAUGUGUUCAAUACACCUCCCACAUCUCCUCAGGCAUAUCAAAGCACAUCAGGUCCACCCAUUUGGCCAGGAAGCACCUUUUUCAAGAGAAAUGGAGCCCUUCUACAAGAUCCUGACAUUGAUGCUGCCACUGCCAUGAUGCUUUUGAAUACUCCCCCUGAGAUACAAGCAGGUUUUCCUCCGGGUGUGAUACAAAAUGGAGCUCGAGUUCUGAGUAGAGGAAUAUUUCCUGGAGCCAGGCCAUUGCCAAUCAACCCUAUAGGAAGCAUGGCUGUUGCAGUAAGGAAUGGAAUAACAAACUGCCGGAUGCGGACAGAAAGCGAACAGUCCUGUGGCUCUCCAGUUGUUAGCGGUGACCCAAAGGAGGAUCACAACUACAGCAGUGCCAAAUCUUCCAACCACAGGAGCACAUCACCUGCCAGUGACUCCGUUUCCUCUUCCUCUGCUGAUGACCAGUAUGAAUUUGCAACUAAAGGUAGCCAAGCCAGCAGUGAAGGAAGUGAAGUUAGCUUCCAGAGCCAUGAGAGCCAUAGUGAAACAGAAGAGGAGGACAAAAAGCAAAAUCAGAAGGAGACCAAGGAUUCUUUAGCUGACAGUGGAUAUGCAUCCCAGCACAAGAAAAGGCAACAUUUAAUGAAGGUGAAAAAAGUACCAAGUGACACACUGCCUCUUAAAAAGAGACGUACAGAAAAGCCCCCUGAGAGUGAUGAUGAGGAGAUGAAAGAAGCAGCAGGAUCGCUCCUGCAUUUAGCAGGAAUUCGAUCCUGUUUGAACAACAUCACCAAUCGGACGGCAAAGGGGCAGAAAGAGCAAAAGGAAACCACAAAAAAUUAGAACAAAUCAAUGAUUUGUUUGAACUUAACAAAGUUUUGUUUCAGCACGUCAGGUGAAUUCUAAUGAUUUGUGGCAAUAUCAGCAAUUUUUUCCUUUUUUGAUUUUCUUUCUAUUUGUUUUUGUUUUGUUUCUUUCUUUUUCUUUUUUUUUUUUUUUGGACCCUUAAGAUUUUUAUUUUUAAAGGAGAUUGAAGCCAUAGAACUCAUACUGACACUCAGCUAAUUUACAAAAGCUUUUCAUUACCUGAAGACAAAAAAUUAACAAAAAAAAAAGCCAAAAUCGCCAUUGCUUUCUCCGGCUUGUCAAAAAUGCAUGGUUGAAUACUCAGUGACAUCAACAUUAAUGUGAUGGGAGUAAAAUUGGGCACUUGGAAAUCCCUCUUACGCUAGAAGAGCUGUGCAUAAUUUAGUAAUCAUUCAGGCCUGGCCCUUAAGAAUUCUUUUUAAUGGCCUUACGAUUGGGUUAGAAGUGAAUGUGAAUAAAGAGAUAUGGGGGAAAGAGGAGGCACGUACUUCUCAACACCAAACCAAGAACCAUCUAGUGGCACUUGGAUACAUUUUGCCAUAGAAGUCUUUGGACAGCCACUGGUGGCAACUGCGCAAACCAUAAUGCACUUUUAGUGCUUCACGUACUAUAUGUGGCUCAUAAUGUGAAGACUGAUAAUUUUAAGUUUGGGGAAAUUUGAACUAUGUAUGCAAUGGGUUUCAGUGAAAUAACGAGAAGAAAUCGGGGGAGGGGGCACUGCUAGUAGCAUCAUUAAUCAUUGGAUUCUGUCUUCUAUAUUAAAUUAAAAGAAAGUUCAAAAAGCCAUAAGCCCGAAGAUUGGCACUGCGUGCAAAAAAUAAUAGUAAUAGGGAAAAAUAAGCUAUGUCUUCUAAACUGCCUGAGUGAAAAGCAAUCAAGUCUAAGAAAUUACAGUAGAUACUAAGGAUGGAAAUACAUCAGAAUCUUUUUCUGUGGAUCAAAUCCUUGAUCUAACUGGGGAAACAAAGCUACAAAACCUACCAUUAGUAGUAUCUUGUAUUAAAAAAAAAAAAGGAAAGCAUAUCGGUGAACAGUAAAAUUCAGAAGUUCAACAAAAGAGCUCCUACACUGCCCUCAGAAAUGAGUGUGCAGUUACCGUCAGUCAGGAUUCAUCUGUGCAAAAAUGACAACAGAUUUCCAGAUUCAACCAGCGUAGCCAGCAGAAGAAAUUUGAUCCACAUUGCAUGGAUUCCUUUUGGGAGGGGGGAAAUACAAAAAGCAAACAAUUUUUUUUAUUCAAAGAUGACAAAGUUCUUGUAAGGUAAAUAAUGUAUUUAGCAUGAAGCAUGAAUUAUUUUCAUAUAAAUAUAGAAAAUAGAGAAAAAGGCUAUGCCUCUAAUUUUUAAGCCCUUAGGCUUAGAGUUUGGGGUUUUUUUGGGUUUUAUUUUUUGUUUGUUUUGUUUUGUUUUUGUUUUGGUUCUUUUUUGUUGUUGUUGGGGUUUUUUUGAAGCAGGUGUUUAAGGUUUAACCUUCUUCAGGGACAAACACUGACUGUUGGGGAACUUAUUCUGCAAUAUUAAAAAAUAAAAUCUUCAUGCUCUGGUAGGGCUUGGAUGGUUGAAUUAUACUGCCUUGUCUGCACAUUCAGCCCCCCUCUCCCUACUUCUGUUUAAAAAAAAAAAAAGAAAAAAAAAGAAAAAAAGAAAAAGUGUGUCCUUUCUUCGUCUGUACAUGUGUAACAUGACGCAAUAAUCUGAGGGCAAACUUAGUAGUGAGUGUGUAUGACAGAAUCAAGAGAAUAAUGGGAGGCUAAUUGAGGAAAACUCUCUGAUUUGAUUCAGGAAUAAGUAGACAAGAAAAUAGCUUUGCUAAUUUGCCAUGAGAAAAUGAAGUUAGUAAAGAGCCUUACUGAGGUGUCCAGAGAAGAACCAGUGUUACAGAGAGUGUGAUUCAGGUAUAGUGCUACUCUCCUGGUAAUGGCGACUGUUAGACUGGAGAUCCCUACAGCAGAGGGAAGCUGUGAAAUAAAUAAGACAGUCUCUCUCACCUGGAUUCAUGAAUUUGGCAUGAAAACUUCUACACUUAGAAUAUCCUAGAGGCAAGAAGAAAAUCCCAGGAACCAACCACUUAACAGAACAAAAUGGUCUGUUUCUUAAAAAGAAUAGAGGUUUAUAUUUAUCCCUAACAACUGUGUCGGACAGCAGUUUCACCAAGACAGAUGUAGUUUAUGAAAAGUGAGUUAGAGAAGGGUUUGACUUCCCACUCAGUGGAGUGAACUAAAAAUUGCAUUUGGAGAUGCUUGUGUUGUGUGUUCACUUAGGAAGUGGAAGGACUGAAGGGCAGGCUGGUCUGGACCUGUUGCUGUGCUCCACAAGCAUUUUGUCUUGUAAAGAACAGGGCCGCAAUGGAGGCAGCACAGCAAAAUGGUGCUUCUCUUCCCAUCCCACCCACCUUGUCCUGGGAUCCGGGAGCUGCCUGACAGCUGCCGGAGCCCAGCACAACAGCCAGCUAUGCAGAUAGGAAGGAGAGAGCCAAGGAUGGUGCAAGGAACGGCUCUGCGCUCCUUGCAGUUUGCUGGAGCUGAUGCAUGCAGGGUUGAUCCCCAGCGUUAGUUAAGUCAGGAGUACAUGGAUACUAAUUUUUGUUGGCUGCCUGCAGCCCUUAAAAUGAAGUUGGAGAAAACAGGAAGGACAGGUCCCUUCGCCAGGUAGCACAGAGAUGAAUGAGCCAUAGCUUUUCCCUUGUGUGAUUGGACUGGGAUAAUUGGCUUCUUCCCAGAUCCACGCUCCCUACAGCCAGAGUCCGCAGGCAGUGAACCACACAACCCCUGCACAAGAAAACUUGGUCCUUCAUCAUUUUAUGGACUUUGGGGGGAGUAAUUUGAAAUAUAAAAUACUACAGUAUCAGUUUGCCACCACCUUUGCUCAUUAAUGCACAGUUGUACCAGCUCUGGAGUGGUUUAAUAUUUAUCAGAAGGCAACGAUGAAAAGUGAAAUUCAGUAGUAGAAGAUACACUGAAACCAUGGCUCAGCCAUCUCUGUCCUCCCGAGGAAGUGAUGUGGUUGUGUGCUGGUGGCCAGAUUCUGUCCACAGUCAUGACACUAAUUCUAGAGCAUCUUCACUGAUUGCAGCGUGUCAGUGCAAAUGAGAUAAGUAUUUGCUGAACAACACGUACUAUUCAUUAAUGUGGACUCUUGGUGGCUAAAUAUAUAAUUACCACUAGUAUUACUCACCUUAGAAAACAGUCAUUUUGCAUAAAUAUCUAAUUAGGCAGGUUAUCUUUACAUAUAUAUUAAGUAUAUAUAUAAUCUAUUUAAGACUUCAAGAACUCCUUUAUAUACUUGCUGGUAAGCCUAAAAUGUUGGCAAGCAUCUAUUUUCAUGUAAAAUGUGUUGCUCCUAGACCGAUCUGCUAAGGAGGUGUUAUUCAGUAGGAGUUUACAAAGUUAUGUUCAGGAACCAGCAGUUUGGCUGAGGGCUAAUGCCAUCAACAGGUUAUUUAUGGAGUUUAAAACCAACUUGUCCUUAUUGACCCUUACUCUGACUAUUGAUGAGAAGUACAUCAUUUGGAUUUGUAUAAAAUACUUAAGAGACACCUUUUAAACCAUUUCUGUGCCUGGCUGACAAUGGCACCUUUUCUCAGAACUGGUUCGACUCCACCAGAGAAAUUCUCUUUUUACAAGAAUUGAGACCGAUUUGUUUUCAAAAAAAUGUAAGGUCAGCUUUUCAAUCCAGUUGUGUCUACUUUGACUAGGUCAUGCCAAAAUGGAGUGGUAAUUGCACUGUAUUACGAACUCUCUCACUUGCCAGACGUGGUGGUUUGGUUUUGCUUGUUUGCUUUCCUUAUUAAGCCAUUUUGGGGUGAGAAGUUGUCAAAUCUCUAACUUUCCAUUUUCCUCACUCUAGCAGUAUUGCCAAAUAGCAUUUCUCCAAGACAGGUGGGGGCUAGGGGAAUCCCAGUAGGUCAGCAAGCAUUCAGUGGUGAGUUUCACAUAGGUGAGAUUCACAUAGGUCGCCGGACUUCAUGGUGGGUUCCUUUGGAAUAUGCCUUUCACAGCAAGAAGCUCUUGCAGGCCAGAGCCAAUGCCACAAGGAGAUUUCACCAGCAUCUGCAGGGAGGUGAAAUCUGCCAGUCGUGCUUGCGUUGUGCAAGCAAUUGGAUGUCCUACUGCAUUUUGAUACAGAUAUUGUCUGCAUUUAAAAAUUCAAGCACAGGCCUUGCACAGCUUUAAUGUAUCACCCCAUAGCUGUUUCUGAAAGCAGUCCGAUGCUGAUCUUCUGGCAAAACCAGCAGUAGUUCUACAGAGGUCAUGGGAUUUUAGAGCUGAAAAGCCUGGUGUGGGAGCAAGGAGACGCGUAGGACUAGGGAGCUGUCUUGUGACUGUGACUGUGACUCUCCUCUCUGGCAAUUCAGUCAAGGUCCAUAUUCUGGCUCCUCUUGUAACUUAACGGGAGAAGGGAAUCCCAAAGGAGGUGCAUUGGCUCCUGGUGUUUGAAUUACUGUCUACCUUUGGAGAAGACACAGAGAAACUCUGGGGGCUGCAUUUUUCACUGGAGUGAGGCAGUGUUGCAUCAACGUACUCUAGCAGAGAAUGAAAUCCUAAAUUAUACACCAAAUGGCACCAGGGAUAAAAUGACCAAAACAACACUGAGUCCUGUUUUCUUGGUAGCCACAAUUGAUUUUCACUGAGAUUUGGGCUCCCAAAUCAUCUUAAAGAUAUACAUAGGUACAAGCUGAGCUUUUUCAGAACCUGAGGUGUCAUCUCCGUUGUAGUCAGUGGAGCUAUAGACACCCAAGAGCUCCUGGAAGUCUUGUGUGUUUCACUAUUAUUACUAUCAUUAUUAUUACCAUUUUUCCUUGAAUCUGGCCCUAGGCAUUUUCAAAAACAUUUCUCUCCCGUGCUCCAGGAUCAGAAUAAAACUACAGAGAGAAUGCAUUUCCAAUUUCAGAUGCAAUGCGAUUGACUUCACUUCAUGGAGAAUGCAAACCCAGCUCCUUCAGGUGUGUCUGAAUAGCUACUACUGCCUGAAUAGCUCAUUGGCAUACUUUAUAGGAAAUAUUUUGAAAUGUUUUCUUGACUUUGCCACCAGAAGAGCAUUUGAACCAUACAUCCUCUUGAUUGUAACAGAAUAUCAGUGUUGACCAUCUGACCAGUUAAGUUUUAGUAGUGUUCUUCACAGCCCUCCAGUAAUAUAUCAAACACUGUUAUGCACAUAAUGCAGCACUGUGAUCUAAUUUAAAUAAUACUUUUUUAUUAUUUAUACUACUCUAUGUAAUAUACAUCAACACUUUGCUAUAUAACCUAAGUGAUAACCCUCUUCUUAGUUACCUGCCAAACUUCGAAUUUCUGUUUGGUUUAUAUUGCAGUUAGCACAGUUACCAAGUUGUAAUGGUGUCUCUUUUCCUUUGAAAUGGGAUGUGUAAGUCAGACUAUACAUUUUGUGUGUUUCUGUUUCGAGCUGGAGUUUAUAAGGAUUUACACACAACAUUCAGUGUUCUGUAUAAAUCUGCAUACAUUUGUGAAUUCAUCUGUUAAUCCCCUUUUAUUUAGAAAGUAUUAAUUGAUGGUGGUUUAUUAGGGGUUUUUGCAUUUUUAUUUUUAGUACUGGUUAUUCUUGAAUUAAGCAGAGACUUGUCAGCUGGGUUGCUUUAUCUUUGAUCAUGUACAUGACCUUAUAAUUCUUCCACAGUUCAGCAAACAAGUACUACCUUCACUGACCAAAAAAAAGAUGUCUCAACCUAAUGUGUCUAUGGUGCUGUAUUUUGCUGGUAUACAUUUAAAACCAGAAAUAAUUUAAAGGUCACUUUUGAGUUGUUCUAAUAAGUAGCCUUUCCUGGUUUUGGGAGUUUGAGUUUUGUUUUGUUUUAGCAUUGAAACAAGGUAUAUUUAUCUGAAGCUAUGUAAUGGUUUUUCUACUGUAUCAUAUUUCCUUUUGCAAAGAGGGGGAAAUCAACCUGAUGUAACAUCCUUUCACCCUUUCAGGCAAUGGAAGGGGGUUUUGUUUCACUUUUUUAUUUUCAGUUGAUUUCAUUGGGCUUUGGAUCAGGCCAGCAGUUACAAGAGCUCAUUAUCUGAGGGUUUAAGGGAUAAAUGACAACUUGCGCUGGCCCUCAGUGCUAGAAGGGAUUUUACUGGAUGCUAAAAUUAUGUGCUGGAUUAUGGGAUAGCUGAUCAUCUAGAAAGGGGAAUCUUUUUCACUUGUUUACUCUGGCCUGAAAUCCCAACACUUUCUUUUUUUUGUUCAGAUGACAUUGAACUUGAGCACAUUUUUAAGUUGCUAGAGCAUUGUACAUUUCCUGAGUAUGUGUGGGGGACAACAAUUGAAAGUCAUGCCUGUAUUUGAUAACCAGUUCCAUGCCUGCAUCAUUCACACUCACUACUUAAAACUGCCAUGAUGUAAAAUGUUGGGGGGAAUGAUUUGUGUGUGUAUGAAAAAGCAUUAUGGACUUGUACAUUUUUUUUAUACUCUGAUCUGUAAUUUCUGAAAUAUUUUCUUUUACAGAAAAAAGUGAUAAAGCAAUCAAAAGACCAAGAGAUUUAGUAUUAAUGCUUAAGGGUCACAGGACCUUAACUGGCCAAUAAGUUAAUUUAGUAUGGUGAUAAGCCAAUUUUUUUUCCUGUACUUGGCAUCUGAAACUGCCAAAUUCAUCAAUAUUAAAAUACGAACUGUGAUGGGGAAUGAACAGUGAUGUUAAGUUGUAUUUGUGUUUACCUAAAUGAGCAGUCCGAAGGCAAGUGCAAUCAGCUGAUCUUUAGGAAAUAUGAAAAUGUUGAUUUAGAGGCAUACUUGCAUUUUACAUUUUCUUGAUGUGUAAUCAUAUUGCCAAAGACAAACUAUUUCAUCAAUUACUAUUGUAAAUAACACUUUCCCAAAACCUACCAUAAAGUUUCUGUGAUGUAUUGUCUUCCAGUUGCAAUAAAAAUUACUGAGUUGCAUCAAUUGA